This is a messenger RNA of Frankliniella occidentalis (western flower thrips), 5928 nucleotides long. It is a transcript of the gene Lnk, whose product is annotated as SH2B adapter protein 1. Gene Ontology annotation, biological process: intracellular signal transduction. The transcript has 6 exons. Bases 212 to 1729 code for a protein of 505 amino acids. NCBI's taxonomy places the organism in Eukaryota, Metazoa, Arthropoda, Insecta, Thysanoptera, Thripidae. Gene Ontology annotation, molecular function: transmembrane receptor protein tyrosine kinase adaptor activity. The record is from RefSeq and is a predicted model, not a curated record. Gene Ontology annotation, cellular component: plasma membrane.
GGUUGGCCAUCUUUCUAUAACCUUCCGAGUGAUAGUUUGAGUUUGGGGUUAAGUUGUGUUCUUGUGGUCUGCUUGUGUAUGUAAACGUUGUUUUCCUGCCCGUCCAUAUUUUCCUCUUUGAUUUCUUCGCUUAAAUUACAAUAAACUUUCCAAGGUUAUGACCAUGUGUUUGGAGUAAAGUGUGCCCAAAGCUGGGAUCUUCGUUUCUGCCAUGGCUUCAGUCAGUCCUGAAUCAAACUGGGUGGAAUUUUGUGACAAGCAUGCGAAGUCCGCGGCAGCAGAUUUUGUGAAUGCAUUUACUUUGUAUACCAGUAGUCACAUGUCAGAUUCUCUGCGGCAUCAUGUGUCUCACAAAGAGUUUCUUCGCAAAUUCGUCGAUUGUUUUCAAGAGCAUUUCGAAGCAGAGUUUGGGUCUCAGAACGCGUCCUCAGAGAAGAGCCUUGCCAAUGGAGCCACCGGACAUGAUGACUUAUCUGAUAAUUGUUCCGAACAAGAUCCCGAUAUGCCCUCACCCAAAGCUCCUCAAAAGAGCUUUUUCUUAAGACGGUUAUCUAUGAAAGGCUUCAAGAAAGGAAAGGCCCUUUUUCAGAAGCAAAAUUCUGAUGAACUUGAUCUGUCGCCUAGUGAUAAAAAAGACAAACAUUCCAAAACAAAGUUAGCCAAGAUAGUUGUUGAAUGUCGGAAAGAGGGUAUUGUUAAUUAUUUAAGUGGUGAGAAUUUGGACGGGACAGGUAAAUGGGAUAAAUGUCGCCUCGCCCUUGUAAAAACAGUUAGUGGAUACAUGCUUGAAUUCUACUCCCCUCCCAAGGCGCCUAAACCUAGAAGUGGUGUAUUUUGUUUCCUUAUAUUAGAGGCAAGAGAGACAACUGCUCUUGAAAUGCCAGAUAAAGAGAAUACUUUUGUGUUGAAGGCGGAAAACCAACAGGAAUAUGUGAUUGAAGCUCAUGACACGGAUGAUAUGAAGUCAUGGUUAGCCACAAUCAAAUAUUGUAUGAGGUCAACUACUCAAACUGUUCUUGAACAUUCAGAAUCAAGUUCACGGCAAGGAGGACCUAGCAGUAAAGCUUCUGCCCCACCUAUUGAUGGAGAUAGUCUUGAACAUCCACCUGAAUUGCCACCAAGAGUGACAGGUGCCGGUCGGUCAGCGGGUGACAGCAGUCAGAGACUGUCAAGUAACAGUAAUUUUGAUAUAUGUUCGUCACGCACUGACAUAGAAACCACUGGGGAAGGUGAUGCUGACUUAUCAUGGCUACUCAGAGAUUACCCUUGGUUCCAUGGUACCUUGCCCCGCUCAGAGGCAGCUCAGUUAGUUUUACAUGAGGGUUCUGCAGCACAUGGUGUGUUUUUAGUUCGACAGAGUGAGACACGCAAAGGAGAGUUUGUUUUAACUUUCAAUUUUCAAGGAAGGGCAAAGCAUCUAAGAAUGACACUCAACGAACAAGGUCAAUGCAGAGUUCAGCACCUCUGGUUUCCUGCAAUCUUUGAGAUGCUUGAACACUUUCGAGAACAUCCAAUUCCCUUGGAGUCAGGUGGCACUGCAGAUGUGACUUUAACAAACUACAUAGUGUCUACUAAUCAUGCACUCAAUACUCCAUCAACGUCAAUUUCAAGAGCACCAGCUGUAUCUCCUCCCACCCCAUCUACACCCUCAACUGUUGUUGUUUCUCUUGGUUCUACACCAGUUGAUCCUAGACCACGCCCACUUAUAGUUGAUGGAAGAGAGGUGUGAUGCAUUGGCGGUUGGGUUGCUAACGGCACAUACGCUCCUUCCUUUGCUUUGUGAGUAAAUGCACUGCCCUGCUACUAGUUGAAUUUAAUAUUAAUGCUAGUUAUAAGAAUGCAACUUUGCUGAAUUAUGUGAGAUGUGUUCAAUGAAAAUGACCAAUAAGAUUUGCUGUAAGAUUUUUAACUUAUCUAAAUAGCGAUGAUCAGUUUUUGGUAUUAGAUUCUUGAGUUCAUUUCAUUAAAUUUUAUCAAAAAUCUGUCAGCACUGUAUCUUUUUGGUUGUUGUAAUUUGGUUUUCCUCUCUAGGGGGACUUUCCACGCUUUGAUUAUACAUAGAGUGAUUUGAUUACAGCAUCUCACUGGUAUGCCAAGCAUGACAAUUUCUCUUUUACCUACCUCGACUUUUAUUACAAAAUUGUGGUGUCUGAGUGUGUUGAAGCAAGUCUGUGUAUUGAACUGCCUGGAUAUCCUUUACUGACUUUUCUUCCGGUAAUGUGUGUGCAGGUGAUGGUGCUAGGGGGCUCCGUUCGUACGCGAACUGAAUCAUUAGAGCAAAUUCCUAGUCGUCAAAAUCAGAGUACAGGAAGAGCAGUCGAAAAUACGUACAGUUUUGUGUAGAGUACUAAAUUUUGCAACUUUUAAAUGCUGAAGGUUUGCAGUGCUAUUGUUCAAGUUUUACUACAAAUUUUAACACAACUUUAUAAGUCUAGUCGUGUUUCAAACUGCUAUGCCCAGUUAUGUGUGUUCUUUGAUGUACAUUAGCAUUGUAUGUAAGUGAUACACUCUUGUAGGCUCUUUAAGGAACAGGAUUCUCAAAGUCUUCUUAACCUGAAGUUUUUUGUCAAGUUGAGAUUUUAUUAUUUGUGAAUACUGAAGCAUUCAGUGUUGUUUGUACAAGAUUUUAAUUACAGCCAGCCAGGGUGUGCAAAGUGUUGUAGAAAGUUAAUUGAUCAAAAAGCCAUCUGCAUCAUUAGUUUUAGAGAAAUAAUUCUGUAUGAUUGUGUGUAUAAAUUAGUGCUCAUUUUCCAAGCCUUUGCUGUAAAUACUUUCAGUACUGAUUAUAAACAUCAAUUUUUUUACUUGGUUUGGAAGUGCUUUUACAGUCAUAAACAUAUCUUUCAUUAAUCUUCAUUCUUCAAUGAGAAAAAAAAAAGAGAGAAAAAAAAGGAAGAAAGAUUGUUGCUCUUACUUAGGCUCUUUUGCUGUGAAUAUUCUUGGCUUUUCUAUUUUACACAUUCCUUCCUAUUUUUAUAUUUAACAUAGGUCUUUUACUGUGGAAAAUUUGUGGGUUGCCGUGCAUGACGCUGCUACACCAGUUGAUGGUGAACGUGGACGUCCUUGCCUACUACAGAGUAUAGAGGAAAUUUAAAAGUCCGCUGUAGACAUAUCCACAUGUCACGCCACUUUCUUUUUCCUUCGAAUUGUCAGUUUUGUGGACCAUGUGAAAAGCAUACCUAAUAUUGCAGAAGGCCUAAGUCUAUUUUCUACUUUACUCUUAUCAGCUUUUUUAGUGACGCUUUCAAGCCCGUAGAUCUAUUUCCGUCAGCCAACAGAUCUAACUUUUUAGGUCUGAUUCUUUGAUCAAUCUUAUUCGUUCAAAUGUAACUGUGGUUCAGUUCAUGUGUAAUAUCUAUGAUUUCCUUGUGGCUUCAGUCAUAAAUUUGUUAUCUUAAAACAAUGUUUUGUGUGAAGUCAUGGAACUAGUAGGUAGUUAUUUCCCUUCCAACUGCUGUUGUUUUAUUAAUUAUCUUUGUAAGGAUGUAAAGUAUGUGCCAUAACUUGCCUCCUUUUAAUAUUCAGGGAAGCUUGGAUUAAUUGUCUUGUAUAGUACAGUAAUCUUACUGUUAGAGUAUUAAUUGAGUCACUAGGUACAAGCGCCAAAGGUUUACCACUUAUCAUUCUCUAGAGGUUGUGCCCUAGAGAGAAAAGUCGUGACUCAUGGUAAUCUGAGGAAGGAUAUAUCUAUAUUUGCUUUCCAUGAGUGAUUCCGUCUAUACAUCUGUAAUUAUUGCUCUUAGUUUGGAUUAUUGUUGUUACCAGCGAUGGUGGAUAUUUUGCAAGUGCAAAGAGUUUGUGAAAUAUCUCAUGUUCCAGACCAGGAUACCACAUUUCCACAGGGCAUAAAUUUUUGCUGGGAGUCUUAACUAUAUGUGUAUCUGUCAGAAUUCAGAUGUGCACAGUUUGGAAAAGUUAACUCUCCUAUGAGGAGAAUAUAGUAUAUUUUGAUAAGCGAUAAGUGAUUGUUAAUGUUUUUUGUCAUUGUUACUGUUGUUGUUAUUAUGUAUCAUGUUAUUGUUAGUUUAGUAAUAGAAUGUAGAAAUCUCAAUUAUGACUGCAAGGAAAUUUUGGUAUGUUGGAGAUACUGUGUUCAUACAAAAGGAUUCAUUAAAGCUUGUUCUUUUAAACCAUUUUAUCUAAACUGUUUUGAAGCUUUCAAGCAAUCUGUGAUGAUUUUUUUACAACUUCAUGAAAUUAAUCUGCUUAUCUGCUUUGUUGUUGAAAGACAUUACAUAUCAUUUAUAAUCUUGAUUGGUUUUGUUCUUUCCUUUGAAAAUAGGCUUCUUAUUAAUAUGUUUCUACUCAUUCAUUUCAAUUUCAGUGUAGUAAAUAUUGUUACUUUUAAAUUCAAUUGACAGUUUCUGUUUCAGAGUUGUUUGGUUUCUCACAAACUAGUGAUUAUUAUUUUUUUUGUAAUUUUUGCCCUUCUGUUAUUUUACUCAUAUCAAGGUUUAUUAUUGAUAUGUCGUUUUGUGAUUGAGGCUUGUGCAGCACUUUCAGUUUAUGUACAAUAUCACCUGUGUUUUGAGCAAUUUCUGCUACAUACAAAUCUGUUCUCUUAUUGCAAAAGAAUGAGUUUACUACUUUUAAGUUAAUUAAAGGCUGAAGAAGCUUGAAAAUCAAUAAGUCUGACGUGUCUUUGAGACAGAACUCUGCUGAAAGUAGGAAGAUUGAGGCUCACCUUUUAUUUUAUUUUUAUGAUUUUUUUUUUGUUUAAGAUUUAACUUUGUAAUACUUUUAAGCAUAGAGCGUUAGACUUACUUAAUGUUCCUUUUGAUUAUUGUGGUCAUAGUUAAUAAAAACUGGAAUGACUCUUUCCAGUCUCUGUAGCAUGUGAACAGUGGUGUGAAGAGAGGCUCAGAGGCUUAUUGUUUUGGGCUUUGCUUGUGUGUUUGUUUUAAGUGAAACCAAUUUAUCUGCUAUUUAUAUUUCUCAUGUUAUCUAUCGUUGUAUAUGAUACUGUAGCUUGGUAAACUCUGAAUGAUAAAGCUGUUGAAAUUUGGCAGACCAGUUCCCCAUUGUUCAUGUUCCUUAAAACUCAUAGAUACUGUAUCUCUACACCACUGUUUUAAAUGUUGCAGGCCUGUGGACUGUGUGCAUUGCCAAAUUAUGUGAUUUUUAAUCAAUUUUGUUCUCUGUAUAUUCCUGUUACAAAGUAUUUAUUGUAAUUAUUUUUCUAGAAAGUCAAGUCCUAGACCUGAAGAUGUAUGGUAUAACAUUUAGCUUUUCCAUGUUUUUUUUUUUUUUAAUUGUUGUGAAAGUAUUUAUAUUCUAGUCCAGAAGUGGUGGCAGCUUCCGUUGUUUGUGAAAACUAUGGUUUGUGCAGUGUUGAGUGGCAAAUGAUAAAUAAAUCAGGUUCUUUUGAGAAAAUGAUCAAAUCCAUGUAAACAGCGCUGUUUCUCCCUCAGUUUAUUAUCAUCUGUUCCAGAAUCACUGAUUGUCAAAGGUCAUGGUAUGGUGUUUACAUCAGACUAGCAAUCUUCAAUAUCCAAGAUUUGGCACACCCUCCAUGACUGAUUUAUCUCAAAUACAUAGCUGUCUCUUUUUAAUUAGGUUUUGUUGUACUACAGUUUAAACAUCCUUCAUUUUUAUUUGCAUUAUGGUUUUGUUGCUAUUUUCCAUACAAAUGCUUCUAUUUGAGGAGAAGUGUGCACAUGUUGAUCUGAUAUUUCUUGGCCUGAAAAGAUUGAUUUUGUGCUUCUCUGGCUCCUUGUCAUGAUUGUUUCAGUAAAUGUGUGAUAUUAGAAAAUCGUACUUCCGUCAUCUCGGAUAUUUUCUAAUGUAACAUAGUUUCAUGGUAAACAGAACUUUUCAUUUUACCAAGUGUUAGUUAAUAUUAUUUGUAUGUAUGUUGAACCGUGUUUUCUGCUGUAGAAUGUACUCAAUCGUACUCUAUGGAAAAUAAAUUCUAACAUAGAUAAACUC